AUGGCCAAGUGGGGAUUAUUAAAGGAAAGCAAAGCCAACUUUACAUCAAAGAUCUACAAUGUAGAAAAAGAUCUACAAGCAUUAGAGGCAAGCUGCGGGCUGCAAGCGAGCUUUGAUGUCGACCUCUUGCUGCCGGCCUUGCGGGGAGCCUUUCUGAUCGACCCGGUUCUGGAGAUGGCGCCUCGGGAUGCCCAGCUGGUCAAGGAAUUGGGGCUGCGGCUGCUGUAUGCUGUGAAUACCCAGUGCCACGCGGACCACAUUAUGGGCUCAGGGCUGCUCCGGUCCCUUCUCCUCGGCUGCCAGUCUGUCAUCUCCCUUAGUGGGGUCCAGGCUGACUUGCACAUUGAGGAUGGAGACUCCAUCCACUUCGGGCGCUUUGCCUUGGAGACCCGAGCAAGCCCUGGCCACAACCCGGGCUGUGUCACCUUUGUUCUGAAUGACCACAGCAUGGCCUUCACUGGAGAUGCCCUGCUCAUUCGAGGGUGUGGACGGACAGAUUUCCAGCAAGGCUGUGCUAAGACCUUGUAUCACUCAGUCCACGAAAAGAUCUUCAUGCUUCCAGGAGACUGUCUGAUCUACCCUGCUCAUGAUUACCGUGGGCUCACGGUGUCCACCGUGGAGGAGGAGCGGACUUUGAACCCGCGGCUCACCCUCAGCUGUGAGGAGUUUGUCAAGGUCAUGGACAACCUGAACUUGCCCAAGCCUCAGCAGAUAGACUUUGCUGUUCCAGCUAACAUGCGCUGUGGGAUCCAGACCCCCCCCUUCCUGACCUAGUUUUGUCAGGUGCUCAUUUCCGUUAAGAAUGCACUAGGCAGGGUACAGAGAGAGGUGCCAUCGCCAGGCCUCUCUCCUUCCCCUCCCUCACCAGCCCCUGAGCUUCUCAAAUAAAUAAAUAAAAAUUA
Lontra canadensis (Northern American river otter) is the source of this 902-nucleotide messenger RNA. Its product is annotated as persulfide dioxygenase ETHE1, mitochondrial-like. Gene Ontology annotation, molecular function: sulfur dioxygenase activity. Lineage: Eukaryota; Metazoa; Chordata; Mammalia; Carnivora; Mustelidae. The record is from RefSeq and is a predicted model, not a curated record. Gene Ontology annotation, biological process: glutathione metabolic process; hydrogen sulfide metabolic process.